AUGGACUCGGGCAGCGGCCGAGCUCCGGACACUGCAGCCCUUAAACUGGAGCGCGUGGGUGUGAAAACCAAUCCGGAAACGGGGAAAAUCCUUGUAGAUCCAGCUGAAGCCACUUCGAUCCCCCAUAUUUUUGCAAUUGGGGACAUCACUGAGGGCCGCCCUGAACUAACGCCCACCGCAAUCGCCUCAGGGAAGUUAUUGGCUCAACGGUUGUUUGGCCUCUCUACCGAACUCAUGGAUUACGACAAUGUGCCUACAACAGUGUUCACCCCCCUAGAAUAUGGUAGCGUUGGCAUCUCAGAAGAAGCUGCUGUCCACCGAUAUAGUCCAGAUAACAUAGAGGUAUACCACGCAUUUUAUAAACCCUUGGAAUUUGUUGUGGCCGAAAGAGAUGCUACUCAGUGUUACAUAAAAAUGGUGUGCCUGCGUGAAAAAGAUCAGCGGAUCCUGGGCCUUCAUUUCAUUGGCCCAAAUGCAGGUGAAGUUAUCCAAGGCUUCGCUCUUGGAAUCAA
This is a messenger RNA of Thamnophis sirtalis, 512 nucleotides long. NCBI's taxonomy places the organism in Eukaryota, Metazoa, Chordata, Lepidosauria, Squamata, Natricidae. The record is from RefSeq and is a predicted model, not a curated record.